Messenger RNA from Gordionus sp. m RMFG-2023, 2296 nucleotides. RefSeq names its product carnitine O-acetyltransferase-like. NCBI's taxonomy places the organism in Eukaryota, Metazoa, Nematomorpha, Gordioida, Chordodea, Parachordodidae. Gene Ontology annotation, cellular component: peroxisome. The transcript has 13 exons. Gene Ontology annotation, biological process: carnitine metabolic process, CoA-linked. Gene Ontology annotation, molecular function: carnitine O-acetyltransferase activity. The coding region runs from base 43 to 2142 and encodes 699 amino acids. The record is from RefSeq and is a predicted model, not a curated record.
GUCAUCCAUCAUCAUAUCAUUUAACACCUGAUUAUUCCCCAUAUGGUGUGUAGAAGAUAUUGCUAUAUAUCUAAAUAUGCCUUUGGAACUUAUAAAGAAGCUAUUUGUAACAUAAACUCAAAAAAAUUACCUAAUUUACCCCUACCAUCUUUAAAUCAAACAUUACAAAAAUAUUUAAAAAGUGUUAGGCCAUUGCUUAACGAUCUUGAAUAUAAUACUAGUCAAAAUAUUGUGACAACAUUUGGGAUAAAAGACGGAAUUGGCGAGAAUCUACAGAAAUUACUAUUAGAACGUGUCAAAAAUUCUUCUAAUUGGUUAACAGAAUGGUGGCUCAAAGCAUCAUAUCUAUCUGGGAGAUAUCCUUUAGUGUUGAACUCAAAUCCUGGGUUGAUCUUUCCUACUUUAAACCACCAUAAUUCAGGAUAUAUUAAUAGUAGAUUAAAUUAUAUCAGUUUUGUAUCAAGUGUUAUUUCUGCAACUAUUAAAUUUAGAAAACAAGUUUUAAUUGAUCAUAAACUAUUAUCUAAAACAGCAGAAAACUUUAAUAAAACUGGGCAUCUCUGUAUGUCACAAUAUUACCAUAUAUUUGGAAAUUGUAGAAUUCCUGGUAAAGAGCAAGAUGAUAUUCUAAUAUCAGAUUUAAAAAGAAAUCUUAUAGUGGAUGAUACUGGUUUCUAUAUUGUUGUUAUCUGCAAUAAUUGGGGGGUCGGCCGAAUCGUGGUUGAUUUGUCAUGGAAUGACCCAAUGCAUUUUAAAGCGUCAUUGAAUGGAAAUCAGCUGGAGACCACGUGGCACAUAAUUUUGCUAUGGAAAUUGCGGUUUACCGACGAAACGUCCAUUUAUAAAGGCAUAGAGUAUAUUAUAGAUAAGUGCGAAAAAAUGGGUAAAUUAAAAAAUCCGGUCAAUUUAUUAACCGCUAGCAAUAGACUUCAUUGGGCAAAUGCUUACGAAAAAUUGACUAAAGCUAAUACUCACAACAAAAGAGUUAUGAAAAUUAUUCAACAAAGCUUAUUCGUGCUGUGUCUUGAUCUAGACAUUCCACCUUCCGGUGACGAUUUGUCCAACGGGACACUAAUGAACCUCAAAGCCAACAAUAUUUUGCAUGGAUUGAAUUCAAAACACAAUACAGGGAACAGAUGGUUCGAUAAAACAUUACAAAUAAUUAUAGAUACCGAUGGAAGAGUUGGAAUAAAUUACGAACACACGGUGGCCGAAGGGCCUCCUUAUUUUGCUAUCAUGAAUUAUAUUGUGGAAAGCUUAAAACGUGACUCGAAGAUGGUCGAAGAAAGGGAUUCAGAAUUAAAAGGAUCUCAAUUUUGUCAGCUCUUAAAUUUCCAAGUAGAUUCCAACAUCGAUAAAGAUAUCGAGAUCGCCAAAGAAGAAGCUGAUUGCUCAAUCAAUAAUCUCAAUUUAAGCUUGUACAAAUUUCAAGAUUUCGGCAAACAUAAGAUAAAGCUUUUAUCAACUAGCCCGGACGCUUUUAUUCAAAUAGCAUUGCAAUUAGCUUAUUUCAAAACACAUAAUGAAGUAUGCGCCACUUAUGAAUCUGCAUCUACCAGGAAAUUUUUGAAUGGAAGAACUGAGACCAUUCGUUCUUGCACUGCCGAAUCGACACGAUUUUGUACAAGAUUCGUUAAUUAUCAUUCGAUAAAUGAAUCACAAGAUUACGAGAAUAAUAAGAAUGAUGAACUUUACCCGUUACUAAAAAAAGCUCUGGAAAAGCACUCCAGUCUAGCUAAAGAAGCAAUGGAUGGUCAAGGCGUCGAUAGACAUUUAUUAGGCUUAAAAAUAAUAUCAGCAUCCAUGCCCGGCGCUGAAAAAUUUCAUGGAAGACUUUUAGAAAUAUUUACAGACAUUGCCUAUUCAAAAAGUCGAUAUUUUUCGUUGUCUACCAGUCAAGUAUCGAACUCCCAUGAUUCAUUCAUGUUUUACGGACCAGCUAACGUCAACGACUACAAAAGUUACGGCUUCUGUUAUAAUCCCAGGAAAGAAGCUAUAAAUUAUGCUAUAUCUCUAAGUUCUUCGAAGGUUAAUGCCACUCAAAGAAGGGAGAUGAACGAUCGUUUAAACAAAAAUUUUCAAUCCUCGAUGCAUGAUUUAUUAGGAAUUUUGUCAUCAAAAUCCGAUAUACAAAAAAAAUAAAUUAUCAAUUUUUUUAUCAUGUUUUCUGUUUUUGAUAUCCGAUUUUUCCGCUUUUAAAUUUAUGGUUACUCUUUGGAAGAAAUUAUACAUAAGCCAAAUUACAUUUUAUACUAACCUUAACUUGACGAUUCAUUAUUUAAAAAGUGUGCAUUCA